Phacochoerus africanus (Common warthog) is the source of this 1340-nucleotide messenger RNA. RefSeq names its product loricrin cornified envelope precursor protein (gene LORICRIN). Gene Ontology annotation, molecular function: structural constituent of skin epidermis. NCBI's taxonomy places the organism in Eukaryota, Metazoa, Chordata, Mammalia, Artiodactyla, Suidae. The record is from RefSeq and is a predicted model, not a curated record. The coding region runs from base 101 to 1105 and encodes 334 amino acids. Gene Ontology annotation, cellular component: cornified envelope. The transcript is spliced from 2 exons.
AGAGUAUAAAACUGCAGGAGCUCCAGUGCUUCUCACACAGCCAGCAUCUCCUCUCCUCACCCUUCCUCGUGCUUUGGGGUUCGGUUUCUUCUUAAGCAAGAUGUCAUACCAGAAAAAGCAACCCACCCCCCAGCCCCCAGUGGAUUGCGGGAAGACCUCUGGAGGCGGCGGCGGCGGCGGCGGCGGCGGCAGUGGUGGCGGCUGUGUCUUCUAUAGCGGCGGCGGCGGCUACUCUGGUGGCGGCGGUUCAGGUGGUUGCAGCGGCGGCAGUUCCGGUGGAAGCAUCAAGUACUCCGGCGGCGGCGGCGGCGGCGGCGGCGGCUACUCUGGUGGCGGCGGUUCAGGUGGUUGCAGCGGCGGCAGUUCCGGUGGAAGCAUCAAGUACGGCGGCGGCGGCGGCGGCGGCGGCAGCAGCUGCUAUGGGGGCGGGGGCAGCUCCGGCUGCGGAGGCUACUCCGGCGGCGGCGGUUCGGGUGGUUGCGGCGGCGGCGGCGGCGGCGGCGGCUCCGGUGGAAGCAUCAAGUACUCCGGCGGUGGCGGCAGCUCCGGCUGCGGAGGCUACUCUGGCGGCGGCGGCUCCUCCGGGGGCGGCUGCUAUCCUGGCGGCGGCUCCUCCGGGGGCGGCUGCUAUCCUAGCGGCGGCGGCUCCUCCGGGGGCGGCUCCUCUGGCCAGCAGGUCCAGUGCCAGAGCUACGGAGGCGUCUCUAGCGGCGGCUCCGCCGGAGGCAGCUCGGGAUGCGGCGGCGGAUCCUCCGGUGGCGGCUCCGGCUGCGGCGGGGGCUCCUCUGGCGGUGGCUCCGGCUACUACUCGUCCUCGCAGCAGACCUCCCAGACCUCGUGCUUGCCCAGCCAGGGCUACGGAGGAGGGUCGUCCGGCGGCAGCUGCGGCGGCUCGUCCGGGGGCGGCGACUGCUACUUCCCCAGCUGCGGGGGCGGUGGGGGUGGCGGCGGCUCCGGCUGCGGGGGCGGCUCCUCUGGGGGCGGCGGCGGCGGCGGCUCCGGCUGCGGGGGCGGCUCCUCCGGGGGUGGCUCCGGGGGUGGCAAGGGCGUCCCGGUCUGCCACCAGACCCAGCAGAAGCAGGCGCCUACCUGGCCGUGCAAGUAAGGCCCCCUGGACGCCACGGAGGCGAUGGAGCUGGAGGUGUUCUCCGUGGGCGCCGAUGGGCCUAGCGCUCUCAUGAUAUUGCCUUGAGGUUCUCAAUCCGCAUCUUAAUCCACCCAGAAGAAGCCACUGAGCUGUGGAGCUGCAUCUUGUUCUGUAGUUUUCCCUCCUUGGUUUCUGUACAACUACCUCCCGACUCCAGUGCCUUCUCAGUCAAUAAAUGUGCAAGUCAUGAGAA